UUGAGGCUUGAGCGGUGCGGGCCAGAAGGGAGGAGUCACGUGACGCAGGAAAAGUCACGCUCCACGGUGACGCUCAGAGGAGCGACGCGUCGCCGCGCAGUGCAAAUCGGGAAGAGAGGAUGAGCUACACUGGCUUCCGUCGGACAGCGGAGGCUCGUCCCCCUCGGUGUUGGGAGAUGGGCGGCAGGCGAGGAGGCCGGCGUUAGAGCGCUGUGCUUCGCUGCAAGCAAGCCCAGCCCUCCCAGCCCCGCAGCCCCCACCCCCAUCCAGACUUGGACCUAAGAAAAGGACUACUUUUCAUGAAGGAUACCAUCCAUUGUAAAAAUAGAAACAUAAACCUUGACCAUGCCUGCUGUGGCUUCAGUUCCUAAAGAGCUCUACCUCAGUUCUUCACUAAAAGACCUCAAUAAGAAGACAGAAGUGAAACCAGAGAAAAUAAGCACUAAGAAUUACGUACACAGUGCUCUGAAGAUCUUCAAGGCAGCAGAAGAAUGCAGAUUAGAUCGUGAUGAGGAAAGGGCCUACGUACUAUACAUGAAAUAUGUGACUGUUUAUAAUCUUAUCAAAAAAAGACCUGAUUUCAAGCAACAGCAGGACUACUUUCAUUCAAUACUUGGACCUGCAAACAUCAAAAAAGCUAUUGAAGAAGCUGAAAGACUCUCUGAAAGCCUUAAACUGAGAUAUGAAGAAGCUGAAGUUCGGAAAAAACUUGAAGAAAAGGACAGACAGGAGGAAGAGCUGCAGCAGCAGAAGAGGCAGGAAGCAGCAGGAAGAGAGGAUGGUGGUUCCGGGGCCAAAAGCUCUUUGGAGAAUGUACUGGAUUCCCAAAACAAAACCCAAAGGAUCAACGGUGAGAAGAAUGAAAAGGAUGGAACAUCAGGGAAAGGAACAAUCACAGCAAAGGAGCUAUACACAAUGAUGAUGGAUAAAAACAUCAGCUUGAUUAUAAUGGAUGCUCGACGAAUACAAGAUUAUCAGCAUUCAUGUAUCUCAAAUUCUCUCAGUGUUCCUGAAGAAGCUAUUAAUCCAGGUGUCACUGCUAGUUGGAUUGAAGCAAACCUCCCAGAUGAUUCUAAAGACACAUGGAAGAAGAGGGGAAAUGUGGAUUAUGUGGUACUUCUGGACUGGUUUAGUUCUGCAAAAGAUUUACUCCUUGGAACCACUCUACGGAGUCUGAAAGAUGCACUUUUCAAGUGGGAAAGCAAAACUGUCCUGCGCAAUGAGCCUUUAGUUUUAGAGGGAGGCUAUGAAAACUGGCUCCUUUGCUAUCCCCAGUAUACAACAAAUGCUAAAGUUACUCCACCCCCACGAAGCAAAAAUGAAGAGGUGUCUAUCUCAUUGGAUUUUACUUAUCCCUCGCUGGAAGAACCAGUUCCUUGUAAACUUCGUGCCCAGAUGCCGCCAACUCCUAUAGAAGUAGAUGAAGAUACAGAAUUGGUACAUGAUCAAGAUGAAGGAAUCAGAUCACUGAACAUGUCAACUCCAGUGGAACCAGGUGCUGCUUCCAAAGCUGAGAUUUCACCCAGAAUUCAGCCAGUGCCUGUUACAAAGAGUAUUCCACAGGUUGAUCGUACUAAAAAACCAGCAGUCAAGUUGCCUGAAGAUCAUAGAAUAAAAUCUGAAAGUUCAGAUCAAGAGCAGCAGUGUCCUCAGAAUGGAAAAGUUCUUCCUGAUCGUUCUACCAAGCCAGUACUUCCCCCCCUAACGGCUGUGUUAACAGAUGAGGAAAAGGCUCGUAUUCAUGAAGAAACUGUUAUGCUCAUGGAGAAAAACAGACAAGAGAAAGAACUUCGGGAACGGCAACAGGAAGAGCAGAAAGAGAAGCUGAGGAGGGAAGAACAGGAGCUAAGAGCUAGAAGGAAGCAGGAAGCUGAAGACAGGGAAGUCCCGGAGAGUCACCAGAAACCCAAGGAAGACACAGACAAGAGAGACAGCAAACAGGCCAGCCAAGAAGAUAAAGAGCCUUCAGCAAAGAGGAGCAAAGAAGUAACAGGAUUAAAAAGACAAAGUAAAAGUGAACAUGAAACUUCUGAAGCCAAGAUAUCUGUGGAAGAUAGGGGGAAAAGGUGUCCAACCCCAGAAGUGCAGAAAGGGCCAGCAGAUGUGCCCCCCGCACCCAUGGCAGGAGAUUUGAGUGUAGGCAAGGCUCAACGAGAACCUUUGACAAGAGCACGAAGUGAAGAAAUGGGAAGAAUUGUACCAGGACUGCCUUCAGGCUGGGCCAAGUUUCUUGAUCCAAUCACUGGAACCUUCCGUUACUAUCAUUCACCCACCAACACUGUUCAUAUGUACCCACCGGAAAUGGCUCCUUCAUCUGUACCUCCUUCCACCCCCCCAACACACAAAAUCAAGCCCCAGACUCCUGCAGAGCGGGACAGGGAACCGUCCAAACUGAAGCGCUCCUACUCCUCCCCAGACAUCACCCAGGCCAUUCAGGAAGAAGAAAAGAGGAAGCCAGCAGUAACUCCAGCAGUUAAUCGGGAAAACAAGCCAGCAUCUUACCCUAAAGCUGAGAUCUCGAGGCUUUCUGCUUCCCAAAUUCGGAACCUCAAUCCUCUUUUUGGAGGAUCUGGACCAGCUCUUACUGGACUUCGUAAUUUAGGAAAUACUUGCUAUAUGAACUCAAUAUUGCAGUGCCUGUGUAAUGCUCCACAUCUGGCUGAUUAUUUCAACCGAAACUGCUAUCAAGCUGAUAUUAACAGGUCUAAUUUGUUGGGGUAUAAAGGUGAAGUGGCAGAAGAAUUUGGCAUAAUCAUGAAAGCACUGUGGACAGGACAGUAUAGAUGCAUCAGUCCAAGAGACUUUAAAGUCACCAUUGGGAAGAUUAACGACCAGUUUGCAGGAUACAGCCAGCAGGAUUCACAAGAGCUGCUUCUGUUCCUUAUGGAUGGUCUCCAUGAAGAUCUAAACAAAGCUGAUAAUCGGAAGAGACACAAAGAAGAAAACAAUGACCACCUGGAUGACUGUAAAGCUGCAGAACACGCGUGGCAGAAGCACAAGCAGCUCAACGAGUCCAUCAUCGUAGCUCUUUUCCAGGGCCAGUUCAAAUCCACAGUGCAGUGCCUCACCUGUCACAAGAAGUCCAGGACCUUUGAGGCGUUCAUGUAUUUAUCUCUGCCACUAGCAUCCACAAGUAAAUGCACAUUACAGGAUUGCCUUAGAUUAUUUUCCAAAGAAGAAAAACUCACAGAUAACAACAGAUUUUACUGCAGUCAUUGCAGAACUCGACGGGAUUCUCUAAAAAAGAUAGAAAUCUGGAAAUUGCCACCCGUGCUUUUAGUGCAUCUGAAACGCUUUUCUUAUGAUGGCAGAUGGAAGCAAAAGUUACAAACAUCUGUGGACUUCCCGUUAGAAAGUCUUGACCUUUCACAGUAUGUUAUUGGUCCAAAGAACAAUUUGAAGAAAUACAACUUGUUUUCUGUUUCAAAUCACUAUGGCGGGCUGGAUGGAGGCCACUACACUGCCUAUUGUAAAAACGCAGCGAGACAGCGGUGGUUUAAGUUUGAUGAUCAUGAAGUUUCUGAUAUCUCCGUGUCUUCUGUGAAGUCUUCAGCAGCUUAUAUCCUCUUUUAUACUUCAUUGGGACCACGUGCAGCUGACAUAGCCACAUAAGGAUGUAAGCCUCAGAGAAGUGUUUCUACCUGCUCAGUAGCUCCUCUCUCUGAUUAUGGAGAGCAUGGCUAGAGCUACAGCUGGCUCAUAGAGGAUCCUCAGGACACUGGGGCCACGUUACUGGCACUGUGUAAUCAGAUCAGUGCUCUUAUGGAAAAAAAACAAAUAACUGGCACUUAACAGAUACUGCAGCAAGCAUCCCUUAUAGCUACCAUUUAUUUCAAAACAACUUUUUUAGUCUGCCCACAGUUAAAAUAAGUAAUUAGCCAAGCAUUUAUUAUUCCACUGGUGUCCAAACCACUGCACCCUCCAUUUUCCUGUUCACUGUGUAGCCUUUUCGCAUUCCUAGUGCAGCUUGAUCCACUCCGUACACUAGGGUGAGCUACAGCAGACAGGAAUGUAUGUGUACAUAUUUACUUGCACACUUGCACAUCAAAUUGUUGUACAUAGUUUAACAUGUCCUGUUGUGAAGCCUAGAAUCUCAGAGGAUUGCUUUUUUUCUUGUUUUCUUUCAGCCUAUUCUAGGUAACUGCAUUGCUUUCUUAGGGAAAUGACAGGGCAAAACUAUUUUUCUGUUGGCUUUGGGCUGUAUUUGUGCACUAAUCUUUAUUCUAAAAAAAAAAAAAUGGGAACUUAAUUUUUUUAAAAAGAAUUUCAUUUACAUCUACAUUAAAAUCUUAAUGAGAAGAAUAACUUUAAA
Molecule: messenger RNA, 4312 nt
Organism: Nannospalax galili (Upper Galilee mountains blind mole rat)
Lineage: Eukaryota; Metazoa; Chordata; Mammalia; Rodentia; Spalacidae
Gene: Usp8
Product: ubiquitin specific peptidase 8
Exons: 20
Coding region: 346-3612 (1088 amino acids)
Biological process (GO): protein K48-linked deubiquitination; endosome organization; protein K63-linked deubiquitination
Cellular component (GO): extrinsic component of plasma membrane; extrinsic component of endosome membrane; cytosol
Molecular function (GO): cysteine-type deubiquitinase activity
Source: RefSeq, a predicted model, not a curated record